Nannizzia gypsea CBS 118893 is the source of this 1122-nucleotide messenger RNA. Its product is annotated as serine/threonine protein kinase. Gene Ontology annotation, molecular function: ATP binding; protein kinase activity. Lineage: Eukaryota; Fungi; Ascomycota; Eurotiomycetes; Onygenales; Arthrodermataceae. The transcript has 4 exons. Gene Ontology annotation, biological process: protein phosphorylation. The record is from RefSeq and is a predicted model, not a curated record. Bases 1 to 1122 code for a protein of 373 amino acids.
AUGCGUAUUAACGGUUUUCCAAGUAAUCCGCCUCCAAUGCUACAACUUGGUACCUUUUCUUCACUGGCUGCCCGCUCUUACAAGAAUAGGGCGUAUUUCUAUACCCGCAGGCCGAACCCCUGGAACUACAUGCCAGUAUGGCUGAACACCAUCCGUCGUUUUCAAACAAGCACUGUGUCAACUAUUCCAGUUGGCCCUGAAAAGUACACCGGCAAAUCCGGCCGUGAUUAUAAGAUUGAGAAAACACUGCAAGAAGAAACAUUCCCUCCACUUAGGGUCUGUCUUGCUACCGCGGGAGAUCAAAAGUUCAUACUGAAAUACAUUCACCCGGUUAAUUUCGAGGAUCUUCAAGACCUGAACAAUCGACUACUCGGUGCGACUCAUGUUCGAAUUCCGCAAGAUGUUCUUCCUGGGAGAUCUAUGUUCGUUUUUGAGUACUUUACGGGUCAUCUCCUACGCAUUGCUCAGUACGAUUUGCCCCUUGAAAUGACAAAAAGGAUUCUCAAGGAUGCUCUUCGUGGACUUGCAGAGCUUCAUGACCGCGAUAUUGUACAUACGGAUAUCAAAGCGGACAAUAUUUUCAUUGACUGGAAGGGUCACGGCAAGGAUAUUGUUAUUGAUCGAGUUCAGCUGGGAGACCUUGAAGAUGCAGCAUAUAUCCCACCUGGGUCGCAGAUUGUUGGAAAGCAGGCAGGAAACCAGAUGUGGAGGAGCCCUGAAGCCCAUGCGUCAGGGCCUUUGAACAAAUCGUCUGAUGUUUUCUCCUUUGCUCUUGUGUGUAUCUGUGCCAUAUAUAAACGCGUUAUAUUUGCCGUUGGAGAAGAGGAGCUGGACGAUGGGGUUCACCCCCUGUCCAUUGUAAUUGAGCGCCAAAUCUCAUACUUUGCAGAUAACGACGGAAUAGACGGACUCUUAAAACACCUUGGGGAUAGUCCUUGGGUUCAAGUUUUCGAAGUCAUUCGGGACGGUUUCAACGAGGAGAACCCGCGAAGACCUUUUUCUCUUUGGAAGAAUGUUGAUGAAGACUUUAAGAGUCUUAUCUGCGCCAUGACAAAAUUAGACCCCGGAAAGAGAAUUACUGCCCAUGAGGCACUGGCGCACAAAUGGUUUGAGUGCGUUUGA